Messenger RNA from Neurospora tetrasperma FGSC 2508, 1962 nucleotides. RefSeq lists its product as uncharacterized. NCBI's taxonomy places the organism in Eukaryota, Fungi, Ascomycota, Sordariomycetes, Sordariales, Sordariaceae. The transcript is spliced from 2 exons. Bases 1 to 1962 code for a protein of 653 amino acids. The record is from RefSeq and is a predicted model, not a curated record.
AUGGACCAUGGGAAUCAGUACAAGCACCAACGGAUCGACCUGUCUACCGAUGCCAUUCGACUGGUUCGUCUCCUGAGAGGAAAUCGCCGGGACCCCAUUCAGUGCGAACUCUUCGAAACCUUCCUCCACCAGGUGGAGGGUGUACCCUAUGAAGCCUUGUCAUAUGUCUGGGGCGAUUCUCCCGUCGCUUGUGAAAUCGUCAUCAAUGAUCGGAGGUCGCUUGUCAAGGAAAACCUUCACAUGUCCCUCCUCGCUCUACGGCAGACCUAUGAGGACAGAGUCUUGUGGAUUGACGCCAUUUGCAUAGACCAGAGUAACGAUAAGGAAAAAGGCCACCAGGUCGGGCAAAUGAGACUUAUCUAUGAAUGUGCCCAACGAGUCAUGGUCUGGCUUGGCCCAAGCAACCUCGAAAUUGAUUUCCUCAUGAAUACCACUGCACGGUGGGAUUAUCAAGCACGGCAACAACCAGGAGCCCAACACAAACAGAGCUGGAUCGAUUCCUGGACCACGUUCACUGCUGACGAGACCGGUCUGUACAAAGAGGAAGUCACUGCUCGACGUCGCAGUUCCUUGGAAGAGAUACUGGACCGACCUUGGUUUCGAAGAGUUUGGAUCCUUCAAGAGGUUGCCAGCGCAAAUAAGGUUACGAUAUUGUGCGGCUCGAAAGCAAUGUCCAGCCAAGGCUUCGGUCUUUUGCCCUUUCUACUGGGGUUCGAACCGGACCCUCAUAUCGAAGCAGUUCUAGACAUCCUUCCGGGGUUUCGCCGGAAAGAGAGCUGGUGGGGUGAAAAGCAAACUCUUGAGACACUCCUCCUCAAGUUUGGGACGAGUGAGGCGACCGAUCACCGGGACAACAUUUAUGCCUUGCUUGGCAUUGCUUCAGACGUUCGCGCCAGCAGCGCCCUUCUCCCAGACUACGAAAUUUCGCUGGGCCGCGCUAUAUGCCACACCAUCUCAUUCUUACUCUUCAACGAGGCUUAUGACCCGUCUGCCCGUCCCUUGCCCGAGGUUGUGGACUUCGCUACAUUCAUCCGUAUUUUGCCAAACCUCUCAGACUAUUUUUUGGGCUGGGCGUUGCAAAGACAUGAUGAUAUCGCAGCGGCAACUGUUGUGCCAAAAGCUGUCGAUAUCAACAGAUAUUACCAUCUACCAAACCUUGCGCCUGUUACUGGACUGUCACCUCUAGGGUUCAUCAUCGGAAAACCUAAGCUGGACAACACGUUUCGGGCAAUCUUAGCACGACAUGAUGCUGAUAUCGUGCUAUCCACAUCUCACCUAUGUGGUGGGGAUGGAAGGUUCACUGAUAUCUACAAAGAGAAAGAGGAGACGGGAAGCGAUUGGCACGCCCGGAAAAUUUGUCCAAUGUGUCGAGGUGAUCUACGUCGGAGACACCUAAAGCUCCAGAAUUGCGCCUUGAAACAACUCAAGCACAUCCUCCAGCAUCCAACUGCAGGCAAGGCGAAAGUCAAAGAUUUGCAACCGCUUUUUCAUUACGCUGCCCUAACUUCUCAACCCACGAUUUGGGAACUGCUGUUCGAAGUCACUCAGUGUAUUGAUCUGGAGAGUUCAAUCGAUAGUCUGACCAAGGCCUUGUCUGACAGGAUGGGAGGUGUUUCACAUUGCACGCGUCAUUCUACGGCUAUAUAUGAGUGGUUUGAUGAUGCUGUUGGAUGGACCACCAAUUUCGUCAGGCUCAUGGAUUUCUUGUUUCGUAGCAGACGGACAUCUCUCGUUAAGUUUCAGUGUGCAGACGAGUUGGCUGAGUUGUUUGUCCAAGUUUCCUCUGUGUCACGCGAGGCAUCCCCGGAUUAUCUUGAAGAGCUAGAAUGGAAAGAUUCAAAAGAGUUGGCAGAAUAUAGGCUCAUAAGCGAACAGCUCUUGUCGCAAGUCCCGGGAAGAGUCAUUGGCGAAGUCGAUGUCAUACCCUCUAAAGAGCUAAAUCCAAUGCUGAACUCAAGCUAG